UAAGCAGCAUCAGUUUACCAUUAUAAAGCCAAAGCACAUUAGUACAGGUUCAGAUGAAGUUUAUUGUUUAGGUGAGUCCACUAGUACUAUUUUAACAUUUAUGCUCAUUUGGUUCCAGGUAUACGUCCACAAAUAAUGAAUGGCCCUUUGCAUCCUCGUCCAUUGGUGGCUUUACUAGAUGGAAGGGAUUGUACAGUGGAGAUGCCUAUUUUGAAGGACUUGGCUACUGUUGCAUUCUGUGAUGCUCAAUCUACUCAGGAAAUACAUGAAAAGGUUUUAAAUGAAGCUGUCGGAGCAAUGAUGUACCACACUAUCACUCUCACCCGGGAGGACCUAGAGAAGUUCAAGGCCUUACGAGUCAUUGUUCGGAUAGGCAGCGGUUAUGACAACAUUGACAUCAAAGCUGCAGGGGAGCUUGGGAUUGCUGUUUGCAACAUCCCCUCUGCAGCAGUUGAAGAAACGGCCGAUUCCACCCUGUGUCACGUCCUGAAUCUCUACAGGCGGAACACUUGGCUUUACCAAGCUCUGAGAGAAGGAACCCGAGUACAGAGUGUAGAACAGAUACGGGAAGUGGCUUCCGGAGCAGCCCGUAUUAGAGGCGAAACACUUGGUCUGAUUGGAUUUGGUCGCACUGCGCAAGCAGUAGCUGUUCGAGCCAAAGCAUUUGGAUUCAAUGUGAUCUUUUAUGACCCAUACCUGCAAGAUGGCAUAGAAAGGUCCCUGGGGGUCCAGCGAGUCUACACACUCCAGGAUCUGUUGUACCAGAGUGACUGCGUAUCAUUACACUGUAACCUCAAUGAACACAAUCAUCACCUGAUCAAUGAUUUUACGAUUAAGCAGAUGAGGCAGGGAGCAUUUUUGGUAAACACAGCCCGUGGUGGUCUGGUGGAUGAAAAGGCCUUAACCCAAGCUCUGAAGGAAGGGAGGAUACGAGGGGCAGCACUGGAUGUCCACGAAUCAGAACCAUUUAGCUUUGCUCAAGGGCCCCUGAAAGAUGCACCCAAUUUAAUUUGUACACCACAUACUGCUUGGUAUAGUGAACAGGCGUCACUAGAGAUGAGAGAAGCUGCUGCAACAGAGAUACGCCGAGCUAUCACAGGUCGCAUCCCCGAAAGCCUACGGAACUGUGUGAACAAGGAAUUCUUUGUCACAACUGCUCCUUGGUCAGUAAUAGAUCAGCAAGCAAUUCAUCCAGAGCUCAAUGGUGCCACAUACAGAUAUCCACCGGGAAUGAUGAGUGUUACUCCAGGUGGAAUUCCAGCAGCUAUGGAAGGUAUCAUCCCAGGAGGGAUUCCAGUUACCCAUAAUCUUCCAACUGUGGCACAUCCUUCCCAAGCUCCAUCUCCAAACCAGCCCUCAAAACACGGGGACAACAGGGAACACCCAAAUGAGCAAUAGCAGACAAUUGAAAGCACUCCAAUUUGGGACCAAGAGACGUUGGAAAAGAAAAUGACAAACUGAAAGGAAUUUGAUACAAAAUUUGUAAGGUUAAUUUUGGACAGACGCAUCAUGAUGUUCCAGUGUUAACAACAACAAAAAAAUUAAAAGAUAGGAGUCAAGACUUAAGGGAGGGAGGGGGAAACUGAAGAAGUCAUCUGCUUACUGAAGCACUGAAAACUAGGAUUUGAUAACAUUACUGAUCAGCUUCUGUUAUUGUGUAUUUAAGUUCCUUCAUCUUUACAUCAAUCACAAGAAUAAUAUAUGUAUCUUCUUUGUCCCUUUGGGGAAAAACAGCUGAUUGAAGUAUCUACUACAUAGAGCAUGUCUAACAGCCCUAACAAAGCUUACAUGAUAAUGGAGAGGAAACCAUCCUGUGACUUCAGCCCUUUCCUUACUCAGUCACCUGGCUCCUCUUUCUAUAGCUUGAGGAAAGAUGACCCACAAAUGGGGAGACAGUUUUGCUUGUUACGGUUAUAUAUGGCCACUGAUUUACUGGAGGGGUGCUACUCAAGUUUAAUUACAGUUAUAUAGUUUGGGGAGGGGAAAAGGCCUGUGUUAACUUACUGCCUUUUAAUUGCAGAAAUUGACGCUUCUCCUACAAGAUACACAUAAUAAAGUAGCUGUAUGUUCAAUAACACAAGUUGAUGAUGCAAAAAAGUGUUAAGUCUCACAUUUAUAUUCAGAUAUAUUUUUCUGUUUUCAAUCCACAGCUAUUUUAUUGAGUGGAAAAGUCUUGAGCUGGAAAGGAUUCAAGAAUGUUGCAUUUCCUUAUGUCUCAGGAAAAAACACUUUUUAUGGUAACUUGUCAGACUGUAUGAACAAAACCCACUUUUUUAGACAUUAAAGUCUUCUUUUCUUCAUGUGAUAUUUUAUACAAGAACACUUCAAAAUGUGUUAUUAGAUGUGACUGAUUUUAACAAAUCCUAUUAGAUUUGUAUCAACUAGCUACAUGUUAUAUUCAUAGUCUUUUGUGAAUCAUCACCUUUUUGUUGAAAAAGAUGGCCUAUUCUGAGCCUUUGUAUGGGUACAUUCCUGUUUCUGUGAUAAAAGUUUUAAAAGCUGUCCCAAACAAAACAAAACCAGAACCAAUGGCUACCAGAAGUAUGUUUUGUUUUAGUGUAUUACCGUUAUUGUAUUUGUUUAUUGUAAAGGUGGACAUAUAGCGUUCAGUGCAGUUUUCAAUAAAAAGUGACAAUUUCUAUAAUUUGAGUUGGACCAGGCCCUCAAUGUUCUUGAACCAAUUCUAAAUGAGAACAUGUUACAGAAUCCUGGAAUAGAAGUAGAUUAAACUUUCAUCCUUCAUAGGCUAUUGAAUAUCUAGGAUAAAACUGGAUGGUGGCUUUGAAUUUCUGAAACAUGCCUCACCCCAGAAAUCAGUAUGCCUAAAAUCUCUGAGAAUCCUUAGCAUUUGGCUGAGAGUUGACAAGGGUGAGCCUGAUUAAACAUCAUUUGGCACUCAGAACUCUCCCAGGAUAGCUUGGAGAAAGUGCUCCUCCCUAUACAUGCAGUCUUUUCCUCAUCACAGCAGAAUGUAAUGCGUAGCGGGAGAAAUAUCGUGUGUCUGAAUGCAAGAUACUCCAAGAGCAAGGCAUUAUAAGCAAAAGGACUAUUCUUGCCCUAGAUGCAGUCUUAAAAGCUUAAAAGCGCCGUUUAGCUGUAUGGAAUUAACAGUAAGGUAAAUGACAUUUUAUACUGGUGAGUAUCAAUUUUUCAUGCCAAGUGUCCCAUAAUAACCUUAGUAAUAUGGAUAAUUAACAGCUAUUUUAUGACCACUGUCCAUUAUGUUGCUGUCAGUAUGAGAGGCAAACUUGUAUUUCAUAUGAGCCACAUAAAUUCAUUGGAGGGCCUUUUCUAGUCAUUCUGAACUUGAACUGUAGUGAAGAUUACUAUGAUUAAAAUAGUUCACAUGUGUUAAAACCUUUAAAAUUGCUAUAGUCACUAUUCUUCCAAAAGCAUAUACUGUGCUAUGUGGGAAAGCAGCUUUAAAUGAAAGGAAAAAUGAAGAACCUUCCAUAAGCUCAAGUGGAGAUACACUGCCCUCUUCUUUCCACAGCAAAAGCUUUGGUCUGUGGCAACAUGCAAAAGAAAACAGAACUUGGUCCAGGCAGAGUCAGUGUAAGUUCAACAAUCACAAAACUAAACUUACAAUCCAGUGUCACAGAACUUCAGUCAUGAAAAUAUACAAGUAUUUGUGGCCAUUAAGAUUUCUGAUACUAUAAUUAGCUUGUCAGUGAACCUUUAAUGUGAUUUGAGUAGACUUAAGGGGAAGGGGACACACACACAAAAUAAACUAUGAAAGCAGAAAUUGAAAACAAAUCAUUGGUACAAAACUUGUAUUUUGUUUUGAGUUGAUGUAAAAGCACAUUACCAGCUUGAACAUAUUCAAGGGAGUCAACUUCUUAAAUGUGUCAAUGACCUAACACUGCAAAUAUGUGUAACUUACCAUAGACACCAGUAUAGAGCAACCAGGAGAAGGAACAUUGAUGAAUUACAGAGAACAUUUAGGAAGUCACACAAAUGAAGGUGAAGUAACAAAACAUUUACACUGGCAUUAGUGAAUUUUUAGAAGCUGCUAUUAUUGGAACUUUGUCCUUAAACCAGGAAGUAGCAUUCCAAAUAGGCAUAAUUAGCAUUCAUGAAAAAUAAUACUUGAAUAAGCCAACCAUGUUUGUUGUAGGAUGUUCUACCAUCAGUGAAUGUACCUGCGUGGAGGCAGUUAAUUCUGUAUUACUUCCAGAUACUAAUUUGAAGGAAAAACUCCCCACUUAAAAUCAAAUAGAUAUGUAGAGGAAACUUUAUGUUUAAAUCUGUAUACCGGUUGCCAUUCUAAAAGUUAUCUAUGAUAAAUCAUAGUUAAACAAUAUAGAAGAUGCAUGCCAUUAAAAGAAUUUAUAAAAUACUGGCGUAAUUCAGAAAGCAUAAUCCACUGUAGUAGAACAAGGCUUUGAAAAAAAUAAUUACCAUACAAAAUGGUGGAGAUGGCGAGAAGGGAAAUCAUUUUGAAGCCAACCCUGGAAGUAGUGGGUUUUGUUUUGUUUUUU
Messenger RNA from Python bivittatus (Burmese python), 4481 nucleotides. Lineage: Eukaryota; Metazoa; Chordata; Lepidosauria; Squamata; Pythonidae. The record is from RefSeq and is a predicted model, not a curated record.